UCCCUGUCCCUGUCCCCAUUGUGUCCCUGUCCCCGGCAGCUCCCCCUGCUGCCGCGCUGGCGCUGCGCUCCAUGGACGGCGUGUUCCUGUCGCCCAGCGAGGAUGAGUUCGUGGGCAGGAUCGCGGGGGAGCUGGAGCAUUUCCUGGAGCAGGGGCAGCACCAGCAGGUGCUGCUGUUCCCACCCCUGUCCAGCCGCCUCAGGUACCUGAUCCACCGCACCGUGGAGAACAUGGAAUUGCUGAGCAGCUUCUCGGUGGGAGAGGGCUGGAGGAGGAGGACGGUCAUUUGUCACUCAGCUGUCAGCUCGGGCUCAGGCAGGAUCACCAGGCCGCCCAGGAAGAGGCAGGACAAAGCUCUGUACGUGCCCAAAGGGACCCGGAAAAAGGCGAAUUGGAGGGAGAGGGAGACCCCCAGCGAGGGGGAUGCGGCUCCAGGGGGGGAAAACCCCAAAAAUUCCAUUGGCAAGGAUGGAGGGAAGCAGCAGCAGCAGCAGCAGGAGGAGGAGGAGGAGGAGGAGGAUGUGGCAGCAAAAGGCAGCUCUGAGCAUCCCCUGUGUGACGAGAAGGUGCCUCCCCCAGGGAAUAGCAACAAUUCCUGUGAGCAGGGAAAUCGGGAUGGAGACUGUUCCCACAAACUCCCGCCCCGAGAGGAGCAGGAGCCGAGCCACGGCAGCACCAUCACUGCUCAAAGCACGGGGCUCCAGCGCCAGGAAAAGCAGCCCAGCCAGAAUUCCAGAGGGCUGGAGCGCGGGGAAAGCUCCUCCCUUUUGGAAGAGCACAGCUGGACACAGCUGGAGGAGCAGAGCAGGAGCAAAUCCCCAGCUGCGGGUCCCAGCCGUGCCCAGAGCUCCUCCACGCUGGAAAACCCGCAGCAGGCGGGGCAAGAACCCCUGGGGAAUGUUCUGGAAGGGCCAGGUGAGGCUCAGGCUGAUGAUCCCGAGAGGAUCCAGGGCAGGAGGGAGGAAGAGGAGGACAAGGAAGACUCAGAUGUGGCCGAGGCGCUGAGCAGGAGCCUGGAUUUGGCUGCAGGGGACAGAGAGGGGACGAGGCAGAGCAGCCUGGAGGAUGACUGCACAGCAGAGCUGCUGGCAGAGAUCGUUGGGAAUCUGAGGGUGAAGGAGAUCAGCGUCGAGAGGAUCAGCCUGGAUUAUCCCAGCCCUGGGCAGGCCCAGCUCAGCGAGGGGGACCUGGGCCACGUCACCGAGAUCUACGACUUCCCCUCCUCCCUGAAAACCCAGGAGCUGAUGGAAAUGUUCCAGGAUUUCCAUUUUGGGGAUCCUUCCUGCUGUGCCCACCACGACUUCAGCUGCUUCAACCCAAACCUUGAGCAAAUGCUGGAAUUUCUGAGGCUUCUUGCACCAUCAUUUGAUUUUUUGGGGGGUUCAUUCCAACAAUUUCUGUUCCUUGCAGCUUCCCAAGCCCUGGGUCGUCGUUACCCCUGCCUGAAAAUCCGGCCCCUGAUCCACGCGAGCAAACAGUCCAAGAUCAAGGCACUGCAGAGACCAAAACUCCUUCAGCUGGGAAAGGAGAGGCCGCAGACGGACACAGCAGUGGCCAGGAGACUCGUGUCCCACGCCCUGGGCUGGAGGCACAGGCAGCAGGAGGCCACAGGGAAUGAAGAUUUCCAGCCAGAACCCUUGGAUCAGGAGGAAUAAUCCCAAAAAAACCCCAAAAAAAAACCCAAAAAAAGGCUGUAAAGAUGAGCAUGGCUGUGCUGUGAAGUGCAUGCAGAGCAGGGCAGUGCCACGGGGCUGCCCCUUCGUUGGGGGGGGGAAAAGUUGGGAAUGGGAAAAGUUUCUUCUUCUGGUUUUUCUGGGAAGUGCUGGAAUUCUUUGGAAGCACCUGCAGGGAUAAGGGGGUUUCUUUAUUCCUUAUUCCUGCUCUGUUUAAGAAAAAAAAAAAAAAAAAAAAAAA
Ficedula albicollis (Collared flycatcher) is the source of this 1914-nucleotide messenger RNA. RefSeq names its product R3H domain and coiled-coil containing 1 (gene R3HCC1). The record is from RefSeq and is a predicted model, not a curated record. Gene Ontology annotation, molecular function: nucleic acid binding. The transcript is spliced from 6 exons. The coding region runs from base 72 to 1655 and encodes 527 amino acids. Lineage: Eukaryota; Metazoa; Chordata; Aves; Passeriformes; Muscicapidae.